This is a messenger RNA of Cotesia congregata, 856 nucleotides long. The record is from the annotation of a GenBank genome assembly. Lineage: Eukaryota; Metazoa; Arthropoda; Insecta; Hymenoptera; Braconidae.
UUUAUCAACAAAAAUGGAGCUGACAAACGGAACAAAGGAGACGAGCAAAAAAGUUCAUUCAAACGGAACAAUUGUACCAGAAAGAAAAUUAAAAUCAAAAUUCUGGGCCUACUUCUGGUGGGUGUUUGGCGGGAUAUUUGGAGCACACCACCUGUACCUAGGUCGUGACGCGCAUGCUUUUAUAUGGUUAACGACUCUAGGAGGGUACUUUGGGAUCGGUUGGCUAAGAGAUUUACUACGAAUUUCUACGUACGUCGAUGACGUUAAUAAUCAUCCGCAUUUCGUUGAAAGCUUCAAGCUUGCAGUCAGGCACAAUAAAAAGCCGACGUUUUCGACUGUGAGAUUCAUCGGUGCUUUGAUAGUCGGAUAUUUCUGGGGUUUGUUACUCUGGUCAGCAAUUCCUCAGGAUGAAAUUCACGGGUACAAUUUACGGCCUUUGAUGAUCUUUGUGCCUCUAGCAGUCGCUCUAGGUGUGUGGGUGAUAGGAAACAUCGGUCGGGAGCAAGGUUCUCUCUGGCUGACUCUGGCGUGCUCGUACCUGAUGUACCCGACACUCUACUACAUCGGCGAUGACAGCACCUGGUUGAGCUUGAUGGUCGUUGUAGACGCUCUGGUCUUCGACACAUUUAGCAAGCAAUGGAGACUCAAGCCUCGGGAAAAAAAAUCGGUGGGAAAACGGGUAAUUACUUUUUCUCUGGCUCUUGCAUUGUACUUGGCGCUCUGGACGAGCUACUUCUACUUCAAUGCUGUUACAACUCUAUGGGCUACAUGGGAGCAAGUGAAGAAUCAAGGAUUCUGGGCAACAUGGCAACAAUUAGUAGACAUGUCAGAUUUACGUGGAGAAAUGAACGCUAAC